Molecule: messenger RNA, 1928 nt
Organism: Lottia gigantea (owl limpet)
Lineage: Eukaryota; Metazoa; Mollusca; Gastropoda; Lottiidae
Exons: 14
Coding region: 1-1392 (463 amino acids)
Biological process (GO): transmembrane transport
Cellular component (GO): lysosome
Molecular function (GO): transmembrane transporter activity
Source: RefSeq, a predicted model, not a curated record
AUGGACUCAGACGAAGAGAAGAAGCCUUUAUUAGGCUCUAAUGAAGAAGAAGGAGAUUAUGAAGAGAUCACAGGAUGUGGUGGAAGUCUACCUUGUGAUCCAAGAAGAUCGCUUCAUAGAUAUUUAAUUUUGAUCAUCAUGUGCUUUUUAAGUUUUGGAAGUUAUUUUUGUUAUGAUAACCCAGCUGCUCUUCAGGACACUAUGAUCAAAGAUUUAGAUAUUAAUGAAAGUACUUUCAUGGGAUUUUAUUCCUGGUAUUCUUGGCCCAAUGUGGUGUUGUGUUUUUUUGGUGGAUUUUUAAUUGAUAAAUUGUUUGGUGUUAGAUUGGGUGCCAUUAUCUUCAGUUUAUUUGUCACUGUGGGACAGGUUAUAUUUGCUACUGGGGCUCUGUUUAAAAAUUCUAUUAUCAUGGAUGUUGGACGAUUUGUAUUUGGUAUUGGUGGAGAAUCACUUGCAGUAGCUCAGAAUACAUACGCUGUUAAAUGGUUCAAAGGUAGAGAGCUAAACAUGGUGUUUGGUUUACAGUUGAGUUUUUCUCGUGUGGGAAGUACAGUAAAUAUGAAUGUUAUGCAUCCUAUAUAUAAUUUAUUAGAAAACUAUUUGAAAGGUUAUAAAUGUUUAGGUGCUGCCUUAUAUGUUGGUGCUUUUUUCUGUAUAUUUUCAUUAAUCUGUGCCUUGUCAUUGGCCUAUUAUGAUAAAAGAGCUGAUAGAAUACUCAAAAGAAAAGCUUUAUCAUCAGAUGAAAAGAUAAGAAUCACUGAUGUCAAAGAUUUUGGGUUAAAAUUCUGGUUAAUUAGUAUUAUUUGUGUAGCUUAUUAUGUUGCCAUCUUUCCUUUUGUUGGUUUAGGAUUAGUGUUUUUUGAAAUGAAAUAUGGUUUUUCACCAGCCUCUGCCAACAGUGUUAAUAGUUUAGUAUAUAUUAUAUCAGCUGUAGCUUCACCAUUGUUUGGUUUUAUGAUUGAUAAAAGUGGUAAAAAUAUCUUCUGGGUUAUAGCUGGUAUUGUUUUUACUAUUGGUUGCCAUGGUGUCUUAGCUUUCACAUUUAUUAAUCCCUAUGUUGCCAUGAGUAUCAUGGGUUUAGCCUAUUCUAUAUUAGCUAGUGCUUUAUGGCCAAUGGUUAGUUUAGUUAUAGCGAGUCAUCAACUAGGUACGGCUUAUGGCAUUAUGCAAGCUAUACAGAAUCUAGGUCUAGCUGUUAUAUCAUUAGUAGCAGGGUUUAUAGUAGAUGCUAAAGGUUAUCUUAUUUUAGAGGUUUUCUUCUUAGCUUGGUUAUGUCUGUCACUUAUAGCAGCAGUUUUGUUAUAUUUAGUUGAUGCAGCUCAAGGAGGUAAAUUAAAUUUAUCAUCAAAAGAACGACAUGGUGGUGCUGAAAAAGAAGUUGUUGUGAAUUAAAGAUGUCAAAAAACAUGGAGGACCUGUUUCAAAACCAUGUAAAAAAAUUAUUCCAAGAAAAGGCCAAGAAACCCACUUGAUAAUGACAGACGCUAAUCUUUCCAGAAUAUUGUAAUUCCUCAUAUUGAAAUUCACUCAGAAUUAAGGCAAUUUUCCUAAUGUUUAUAAUCAAUUCCCAUGUUCUAGAUAAUCUCAAGUGGGCAAUUAUUGUGUGUUCAAGUGAUUAUUUACUAGUCAUGCUAAAAGCUGAAUAUUUUUCAUUAAAUUCAUCAGGAGCAAAAACCUUGAUUCAAAGGUAAUUUUUAAGAGUUUUUUAUUAAAGUUUUUCAUGUGCAAUUUGAUUGUUCUAAAAAAUGGCAUUUUGACAAAUGUUAAGAAAAAACCUAAUAUAUUAAAUUUUGAACCAUGAUUUUUUAGUCACUAGGUAUGCAAAAUAGUUUGAUUAAGAUAUAAACAUUGCAAGCAACAUACAGCUUAUAGAUUCUAAAAUAACUAUGCAUGAUUAUAGAUUAGUAGUGACUAGGCUUUGAAAUUCU